GUGAAGGCUGGAAAUAUUUGUAAGCAGUAAAAUAUAUAUUGAAUUUUUAAGUUUCAUUCUCACAAAAUAAAUUCUUUAAGCCCGCCGCUCUUCCCUAACCUAUGAUUUCUGGCUCCGCCACCGGAUAUAAGUCACGUUGAAUACUUGCAAGGAUAUAAUGGUGGAUUGGUGGUGAGAUAAGUCUUGGUAAUUUGCCGACAAAUUGGUGAUGGCUCAGCCCUUGUUCGGUAAAUCGGGUCAAGUUCUCCAUGCUGGAGAUGUCGCGAUCAGAAGAGAAGAAGAUGGGGAUCAUCAUUGGAGUAGCAGAGCUGCUGUACCGGGUUUAGUAUUCAAGCCAGAGGUCGUCGGGAUAGAGAAGCACUCUGGCCGUGCCGUUAGGGUCGCCGGAAAACAAACCAAGCUGUCGCCACAUGCACCACCGAAGGACGGCAUUUCAACUACAGUUUCCUUUGUUCUAAGCGUCACUGGAGGCUUUUUCGGGAAUCGCCGCAGGUCUGUAGAAGCUGCCGGAGCUGAACUGUCUCGAUCUACGCCGGAAGAAGAAGAGCUGCCCGCCGGGGAGGACAACUGAGCCACGCCGUACUGCGUCGCCAAUUUCAUCGGGCAGGAGGAGCUGCUGGUCGUUCCACCAUCGACGAAGAAGGUAAGCUAGUCACUCUGCUCGCCGGUACUUUUGGAAGAAGAUGACAGCUACAGUACGUAUCAUGCAUACUCCGAAUUUUUAUAAUAAUUGGGCUGCUAGUUUAAUAACAAAAAUUGGGCUGCUAGUUUAAUAACAAAAAUUGGGCCGG
Messenger RNA from Cuscuta europaea, 791 nucleotides. The record is from the annotation of a GenBank genome assembly. Lineage: Eukaryota; Viridiplantae; Streptophyta; Magnoliopsida; Solanales; Convolvulaceae.